Messenger RNA from Naumovozyma dairenensis CBS 421, 1881 nucleotides. It is a transcript of the gene RIM4, whose product is annotated as Rim4p. NCBI's taxonomy places the organism in Eukaryota, Fungi, Ascomycota, Saccharomycetes, Saccharomycetales, Saccharomycetaceae. Gene Ontology annotation, biological process: mRNA splicing, via spliceosome. The transcript has a single exon. Gene Ontology annotation, cellular component: U12-type spliceosomal complex; precatalytic spliceosome. The record is from RefSeq and is a predicted model, not a curated record. Gene Ontology annotation, molecular function: snRNA binding; mRNA binding. The coding region runs from base 1 to 1881 and encodes 626 amino acids.
AUGAAGAUGACAAUGAAAGCGAAGAAGACAAUGAUAGUCAAGAAAACAAUGAUAGUCAAGAAAACAAUGAUAGCAUUGAAGAGGAGGGAGAAGAGAAUGAGAAAGAGAACGAGAAAGAGAAAGAAAAUUCCCCCUGCAAUGAAUACUAAACCAUUCAGGGGAAGACCAUCUUCUUGUGUCUUUGUGGCAAGUCUAACGUCUACCUUGACCGACGAUGAAUUAUGUGUUUCCGUUACAGAUUAUUUUAAGAAAUUUGGUGAAAUUGUUAGAGUGAAAGUUUUGCGCGAUCAAGCAAAUAGACCGUACGCUUUCGUUCAAUACACUAACGAUAAAGACGCAAAUAACGCUUUGAAGACUGCUCAUGGUUCUUUAUUAAAUGGUAGAAGACUACGUUGUGAACCUGCAAGAGUUAAUCGUACUUUAUUCAUCACUCAUGAUUCUCCAAUCUCAAAAAUGGAAAUUGAAUCCAUUUGUAAUAAAUUCGGUGAAUUAGAUCAAUUGGUACCAAAAAGAGAUGAUACUCAGUUUACAAGAAGAUUCUCAUAUCCUGUCUCGGAUGCUUGUUCAUGGUUUGCUCAAUUUACAUUCAGAGAUGAUGCUAUUAGAGCCUUUGCUAAUUUGAAAAGUGACUCCGCAUGGAACGUUCAAUGGGCUCAAAAUAUUAGAGUACCACAUUUCUUUAAUCUAUUAUCUAAAAACAAUGAAGGACAAGACUCUAAUUCAAAUGCUAGCCCAUCUAUUAGUUCAACCAUUGUUGAUACUCAAAAUGACUAUAAAAACAAUAGUAACUUAUCACAGGGAGAGGAAGAAAUGAUCACAAUCGACAAAAAAUCAAUAUUUGUCGGUCAAUUACCUCAAGAAACAACUAAGGAAGAUUUGGAAACUCACUUUUGGAAACAUGGUAAAAUCCUCGAUUUAAAUUUAAUUCAUAAACCAACCAAUGUUUUCGCUUUCAUUCAAUACGAAAGUGAAAAAUCCGCUGCUGCUGCUUUAGAAACUGAAAAUCAUUCAAUUUUUAUUUCGAAAACAAUUCAUGUACAAUACAAAGAAAUCGGUGGGAUUCAUAAUAAAAAACAUUUGAAAAAAAAUAGCUUUUUCGGUUAUAAACCAAAUACAUUCUCCGGACCUCAACUAAAUUUGGCUCCUCCUCCAAUCAGUAUGUACAGAAGAAAUUCAAUCGAUGUACCACCACUAUCUAUGUCUUAUAUGCCACCUCCACCACCAUUGGCAGAAUUUGAAAUGAAUAGUUAUAUCCCUUAUGGUAUGAACACCAUCCCAACUGCAAGAAGAAAAUCAUUACCUUCUUGGAGAUCAAAUAAAAUGGAUGAAUCCACAGAUGUUAACUCAACAAUUACAAACGAUGCAACAAUUGAUGAUAAAUCUGAUGUAUCGGACGCCGUUACUACAAAUGCUAUCGGUUCAACAACUACAUAUGACAAUUCAGCUGAAGCAAGUUUAAAUAUAAACGAGAAUGGCGACAGGAGUACCACUAUUAAUACUAGUAAUAAUAACUAUACAACGAACACUAUGUCAAAGAAAUAUCCUAGGAGAGGAAAUCAAAACUUUGGUGAGCCUGUCAAACCUUAUUAUUACCAACCAUACUAUUAUCACCAUCCAAUGCCGUAUCCUAUGGCUCCAGGACAUACACCUCAAAACUCUGCGGGAACUAUGCCUUAUAUGAUGUUAUAUUCAAUGCCACCUAUACCUCCACCAAAUAUACGUGGUGCUACUAUACCUCCUACCAGCGAUAAGACACAUAUUUUUCCAGCAAAUGUACGUACUAAACCAAGAGUUAUGCCAGAUUUUCAACCAUCUGAAAUGUAUGAAAACCAAAUUGAUAGAUUACCUAAAAAGAAAGGACCGGAAUGUUUAAAUUACUAG